Molecule: messenger RNA, 2370 nt
Organism: Phodopus roborovskii (desert hamster)
Lineage: Eukaryota; Metazoa; Chordata; Mammalia; Rodentia; Cricetidae
Gene: Gpc5
Product: glypican 5
Exons: 8
Coding region: 1-2370 (789 amino acids)
Biological process (GO): positive regulation of canonical Wnt signaling pathway; regulation of protein localization to membrane; cell migration
Cellular component (GO): cell surface; plasma membrane; extracellular region
Source: RefSeq, a predicted model, not a curated record
AUGGUUCUCAUCUCCUGUCUCCGAUCCUCUCUAGACAUACUUUUGUUUCAGCCGGUCAACGAUUUCCUGAAUGAACCGGGAGGAAGACGACUGGGCUUCGUUCCACUAAUUUGGUUCUUUUCUGAGGUCGCGCAGCCAGGUCUUUGCUGGGCUCGGCGGGAUCUGGGCUGGGGCGGAGCUGGCGGCUCGCCGGGGGUGUGGCUAGAGGCGUGGUCUGUUCUGGGGCAGUCCAGCCAGGCUUUCGCGGAGCUCCGCGGCCGGGCGCAGCCUAGGUUUGCGGCUGCUAGCGCCGCUCUCGCAGCGUCAACUCGCCCCGGUCCUGGAGGGACCCGGGCGAUGCUGAGCCCAAGAGGUCCAGCGUCUCAGCCUCGGGGCUCCAAGGGAAAAAGCCGAGCCCUUGCAGGAGAAACCGCGGGCCGUCCGCGGUCUGCCGGAGGCCGCCUGAGCAUCGCAUCCCCGCCAGCCUCCGCCACGCAUCUUCCCCCGGCGCCGGCGGCGCAGGGCGCGCGGGAGAGUGGGGAUCACCGCGGGGAAGGCGCGACCCGAACACCGAGGAUGGACGCCGGCACCUGGCGUCUGAGCUGGCGCUGUCUUCUCCUCCUGGCUCUCCUUGGAUCUACCCGGAGCGAGGGCGUGGAGAGCUGCGAAGAAGUUCGGAAACUUUUCCAGUGGCGGCUUGGGGGAGCUGUCAAGGGGCUGCCGUAUGCACCGCGGCCAGGACCUGAUCUUCAGGUUUGUGUGUCCAAAAACCCAACAUGCUGUACCAGGAAGAUGGAGGAGAGGUACCAGAUUGCAGCUCGGCAAGAUUUGCAGCAGGUGCUUCAGACAUCCAGUUCAACAUUAAAGCUGCUAAUAUCUCGAAAUGCAGCUGGUUUUCAAGAGACCCUGGAAACCCUCAUCCGCCAAGCAGAGAACUACACCAGUAUCCUUUUCUGCAACACCUACCGGAACAUGGCCUUGGAGGCUGCUGCUUCUAUCCAGGAGUUUUUCACCGAUGUAGGGCUCUAUUUAUUCGGUGCAGACGUUAAUCCUGAAGAAUUUGUAAACAGAUUUUUUGACAGUCUUUUCCCUCUGGUCUACAACCAUCUCAUAAAUCCUGGUGUGACUGACAGUUCUCCGCAAUAUUCAGAAUGCAUCCGAACGGCCCGCCAGGAUGUUAGUCCAUUUGGCAAUAUUCCCAAAAGAGUCAUGGGGCAGAUGGGGAGAUCCCUGCUGCCCAGCCGCACAUUUCUGCAGGCGCUUAAUCUGGGCAUUGAAGUCAUCAAUACUACGGACCAUAUGCACUUCUCCAAGGAGUGCAGUCGAGCCCUCCUGAGGAUGCAGUAUUGCCCACACUGCCAGAGCCUGAUGCUCAGUAAACCCUGCAUGGGGUACUGCCUCAAUGUCGUCAGGGGUUGCCUGGCUCACAUGGCGGAGCUUAACCCGCACUGGCAUGCUUACAUCCGGUCCCUGGAAGAGCUGUCAGACGCAAUGCAUGGGACCUAUGACGUAGAGCACGUGCUCCUCAACUUCCACUUGCUCGUCAAUGAUGCGGUGCUGCAGGCGCACGUCAAUGGGCAGAAGCUGCUGGACCAGGUGAAUAAGAUUUGUGGCCAUCCGGUGAGAACCACCACACAGAGCCCCCGCUGCACUUUUGAUCUGAGCAAAGAGAAGCAUGGGAUGAAGAUCUCUGCGAGGAAUGGCGAAGAGACACUUGCCGGCCGAAGAAACAGUUCUGCUUCCGUCAACGUCUCUCCCUUUGAUUGCCUCCGUUCCCCGUGCCUGGCUUGGGCUGGCAUCUCAGGGCACUGGCAUCCCCAACGUCUUGGAGACCCCCCUCGAAACCUGGCUUUAUUCUCUCCUGGUAGCCUCUCACGGCCUCCUCCUGGGGCCUUGCCACGUGCUGCUUGCUGGCUGUCUGAAACAGCAGAGGAAAACAGCCAUGAUCCAUUUGCUCCUCUGCUCUUCAUGCCGCUGCAGAGUUCUGCUGACGACCCUGCUAAGAUCAGCUCUCCGUCUGGCACUAAUCAGAAUACGGACGGAGUCCAGCAGCUGAGAGCCCCACUCCGCAGAAAGACUUACUUUCGGAUGCCAUUCUCAAACAGGAGAUUGGAAAGUUCUCCACAGCUUUCGUGGUCAGCUUCCGCAGUUAAUAGAAACAAUCCAGGAAUCUCUAAACGGGAGAACGGAAGACCGAUGCAAACCACAAAGGGUUCUCUGGGAGGGACUAAGUGUCAGCUUACCGCUAGCUGCCAGAGCCACACAUGUGAGGAGGCUUCUACACCCUUCCUUAGGCACACCGAGCUCGCAACACUUCCACAAAACCAGCAGCUUGGAUGUCCUUCGAACACAAAGGUCUCCAAUAUUGAUGGUGACUUCAUGAAGGCAUGA